CCGAAGUCUCUACGCAUAGCUCCAUCUUCAGCCAGCGGCAACAUUUGUUUACAAAAUGUCAGCUGCAGGUUAUUAACUGUUCGUUUAGCUAGAGUUAUCACAUAUCAUGACGUGCAAGACUCUUGAUUUUACACCCUGGUACGAGUUACAAGCUGACUCGGAAUCUGAUGAUGAACAUGAAAGUGGAUAUGGAAUUACUGUGAAGGAUCUUAGCCUCAGCCAUUAUUAUUCAGCAAGUGGUAGAGACUGUGGCCCCACAUUUUCUGAACAGUUAGAUGGAGAAACCAAGUGGUACACACUCCAAAGAGAACCUAUCAGUGCUUCCUUCAAGGGUGGUGGUAGAAGAGGCCUAAGAGAAAUACAGCAUUUGUUAGAGGAGAUGGAUGAUGCCGCCAAGAAGAUCAAUGAAUGCAAUGCAGAGAAAAGCACUUUCAGUGCACAGAAAGGGCUGGCAUUAUCAGAGUCUGAAACUUCAGAUGAAGGCAUGAGUCUGCAAGAGUUUCCUAUAGAUGUGUCUUCAAAACCGAGUGAAGUAGAUGGAAGUGGCUGUGGUGAAGUAGUUUCUUCAGCCAUAGCAGAAAUCUCAAAAGAGUUCACUACUGGUAAUCUUUCUACGGGCCCACUUGUGUCUGGAGAUAGCGAUGAAUCUCGUCUUUCUUCAGACAAUGAAGUGCGACGCCGGCUUGGAGCAGCUCAUGCUCACUACCCAGAAACUGCAACAGGCUUUUCUGACAGUGACUGGAAUCCUUAUGUUACAGAGUCAGAUACAAAUGUAUCUCCCCGUGGUGCAGCUGAGUUUCCAUCUGCAGCACUAUUAAGUGGUGUAACAGAUUCCAAAAUCAAUUCAUCAGUUUCGUCAUUCAACCCUCCAUUCAGCAGCACAAAGGCAGGGUCUUCAGUGAACAAGACAAAUGGGGGGAGCAUUGCUUGCUCUAAAAACAGCUAUGCAAACACUUUGCAUCUUGAUGAUAUCAGAGAGCAGGGCGAAAAAAGUUUUCGCAGUUUGAAAUUUGAUGGCACUGUUAGUUUUCAGCCAUUGAGCAGAUCAAAGCUAUCAGAGUACAGCAUUAGCAAGCAUACUGAAGAUCCAGUGAGUACAAGCACUUUUCUGGAAGAUUAUGCUCCUGGCUUUCAGACAUGCAUAGAAACAGCAUCAUUGCCUACUGUUUCAGGUGAUGCCAGAAAGAAAAUGCAGACAAGCCUAGUUCAAGUAGACGAUUCCACAAGGAAACAAGGACAAGAAUGGAUCAAGCCUAAGUUAGAAAGUGCUCAAAAUGCACCCAGCAGUGACUUUGAGAAGGGAAGUGUAGAGGAAAAACUUCAGAGUUUGCAGCAUUUUGAGGAUUUGCCACAGAGCUCUUUCACUGGUCAUCUAGACAGUAGAAGAAGCCUUCCUGGUAAAGGCUAUUUCUCAUCUCAGGUUCAGAAAGCAUUAUUAGGUCCACAGAAAGAAAAGCAGCUGAAAGCUUUUUCAGAACUGUGCUCUUCCAUUGAUCAGGCACGUUGGGAUGCAUUACAGCACAACAUGUCUGUUCCUGCUGGUGGCUUGCAAAAGAAAACUUUUCAAACUGAAAUGACACCUGGACUCCAGACAUCCACUAACAAAUCCAACACCACAAUUACUGGCACCCAGGCUGGAGAGUCUGAUGUCAGACUGAGCACAAGUUCCACAACAUCUUUGGCAGUGCCAAAGGAAACAGAAAAACCCCUUAAGGAACAAGAGCUGUCAGAUCUGCCAGCAAGUAGAAGCAAGCCAGAUGAAUUGAACCAGCAAGUUCAGAAGCUGCUGCUGGAGACAGCAUACCUAACUGGAAGUUCACGCACAAAGGUAGGAAGUUCUAAACAGCAGUCAACCAGUCUUGACUAUAAACAACUGCACCUCGACUUGCAGGAGAUCCAGGACAGUCUGAAAAUGAUGGGCCAGCACUCUGCUGUCAGCCCUAGGGAUAACACCAUCAAAACCGUUGGUGAAAAUGAGUUUGAGAUAGUACCCAGCACAACAACAACUCCAGAGCGGGGUAGGCAGUUGGCGUGGGACUAUGGUGCUGAUCUGGGCUAUGGUCAGGUGCAGAUGGAAGACAUGAUGAGUGAUAUCACGUCAGCAUGUUCCCCUACAGACACUGGCUACUCCGGUGGGGACAGAGUGCAAUACACUUCCGAUGGAGAGGAGACAAGAACAUCAGGUAGCAGCUUGAAAGAUCAUGCAGAGGAGGAAGAGCAGCAGGAAGACACCAAGGUUUCUUCUGCACAAACACAUCAGACUAGCACAACAAACAACGAGAUCUUAGAUGACCUCAUCUCAGAUUUCAGACAGGAGAGUCAGGCAGUAGAGAACAGAUAUCAAGCCCUCUGCUCGCUGGGAGUGACCAAGACUGCUGCAAGAGAAGUAGACCUAGUUCGUAAACGCCUUGACCUUUCAUCUUUAAGUGACUCCUUCAUUACUGGUGUAACUCAGAACACGGGAAAUGGUUUGAAGCCAGAUCUUGAGAAGUUUUCGGCCGUAAAUUGUGCACAAAUUCUAAUUUCAAACCAGAUGAAAAAGAUGGCUGACCGCACAUUUAAUCACAGUAUUGAGCUACAUACACCAGUGAGACAGGUGUUGGAGUGCUACCCAGUUUACACUUCACAGCACGAUCAGCCUCAGCAUCAAGAGUUGCAGCUACAUCUCCAGCAGCAGCAGGCGUCUGCCUCCCUUCCUCCAUCUUCACCACCACCACCACCACCACCACCGCAGUUGUCACUCCCAGCAACUCAGCAAAGGGCUGGAAAAGUGGGUGAAGCUGAGGAGAUAGAGAGAACUGAAAUAGUACAACAAAGAUUUAAAGCAGUUGAAGUGAAAGGUCAAGAUGGCAAGGAAGAAACUAGAGACCAGCAAGAGGAUAGCCAGAGUACUGUCACCUCACCAGCUGACUCAGACAGGAGCUGUGAACUAAGGAAAGGAAAAUAUCGACCUUACAGGCCAACAGGCAUACAUGACAUAUAUUACACAGAGAGUGACACAGCAUCAGUAGCUGACAGUGUUACUACAGCAGAGAGUACUCACACAGGUUCAGAUGAUGCACUUGGCCCACAUUUCCCAAGCAGUGUGUUGGGGAGCAGGAGAGAUAUAAGUGGGUCAGAAGCUGCAGGAAUUUAUAGCAAGCAUGGCAAAGUGAGCACUGCCAUGGGCUCUAGUGUUCAUGGGUCUUACCUUCCCACUAUACAAGAGAGAGCAACCCCUGAUAGAUUGGCAAAAGAGGCAUCUGAUAUUGCUCAAAGCAAACUAAAAAAGGGCACACCUGAUGACAACACAGCAGUUGAUGACAGUGCAAGCACAGCUGUUGACAAGAAAUCAACAGACAUUACAGGCAUGAUAGCAAAACAGCAGGGUCAAGUAGAAGAUAUUUUGAGACAGAAAGAUGCUGCCAGGCGUAUUCCAGGACAGCAGUCAGUGCCUCCUACACCAAAUGAUAAACUGGCAGAACAUACUAACAAGAAGGAAGUGUAUGUAGAUCCUAGGGCUGUGAAGUCCAACACUGUCAAUAGACCAGAAGCACCGCAUGCUGUGACUAGCACGUCUAUUUCUUACAGCUCUCAGCAGAAAUUUGGUGACGAAAAUUCUGAUGGUCGCCCAGAAGUGCACAGAGAGCUUCUGGGGUCUAGUGGCAGUUCACACAGGUCCAACGUCCCAGUGCAUGGACCUGCCCAUGAUGAUCAUGUAGACGAUAGGAGCUAUUCAAAUGUCAGAAAGGCAGUUCUCCAUGAUAACUUUAGAAGAGUCUUCGACAGGGAGCAGAGUGAGGAUGGUGCUUACAUGAGAUUAACAGAUUCAGGUGAAGCUCGAAUUCCGAGACUCUUUGAUGCUAAUGCAAAGACAGAUAUUACUCAUCAGAGAAAGCAGUUAUCCACAGACAACAUCAGCAGCUCAUCUCAGAGUCUUACCGACCUAAAGGGCCAAAAACACCUAGAUGAGAUGCAUUAUAUGCCAGAAAACAAAAUGUUUGAAGACCAUUCUUCUAGCUGUUCCUCUAGGGAGAUUUUGCAGCAAAGACAAAAAGCAACAAAGGCUAAAUCAGAUUCUUCUGACUGGUAUGUCACCAGAGACCUUGCGGUAGAGGGAGCAGUUGGGAAAAAAGCAGAUAACAUUAUUGCAAGAGAGUCAGAACAAAGCCACAUUCGUGAACAAGACCGGCAUGGGUAUCACAUUCUGCAAGGUUCAGUCGCAGAUGAAAGUUGUGGAGAAACAAAUGGUCAAAGAGCGGAAGUGGAAGAUGUCCAGAGGUUAGAAAGGAAGUAUGAUUUGAAGGACAACAGUAUAGAUGAGACUGAAAGUCACAGAAGCAGAAGAGUAGCCCAGCAAAGUCUGCACCAGCUAAAGGAGACAAGGAAACAACAAAAUGAGGUUCAGAUGGAGGGGAAAGUAGAAACUAGAGAGGAAGUCGUUCAGCCAGCAGUUUUAAGAAAAAGACAAGAGUUGAGGAAAACUGCCUGGAUGACAGAGAGAGAAGAUGUUGAAAAACAGACGCAGAAAACUGAGGAGCUGCUUAAGAGGGAAGUAGAGGUUAUGAGACAGUUUCAUCGCAGAAGAAUACUGGAGAAAGAAACAGAGAACCAGCAAGAGGUGGAAGAAGUAGUAGAAGGUGGAUUACGACCACAUGUUCACACUGAUGCAGACAGAGAGCUGCUGCAGGAAGGUUGUAUGCUGCUGCAUGGAAAGGAGACAGAGGAACUAAUUGACCAAGCACCCAUAAGUCGACGAGCCCAGCUUUUACGUGAAGCACUUGAACAAGAGGAAGCAUAUCGAGGCCAUCCUGACUUACAGGCCCUAUGGGAACGCUUCAUGUCAACUAGUACUGCAGGUAGCGAUUAUGAGUCCUCUUAUAAUUCCAUACAGCUUCAAGGUCUGGCAGAACUGUUACAAAAUCCAGCACAGCACUUGGUACACAGAUUCGUUCAGCAGCGCCAGUUGCUGCGUGAAGAAGACUACCGGCGAGCUGAAGCCCAGAGAGAGCGUUAUCAGAAGGAAAUGAAGAUACAACAGACUGAUAGGCAGCACGUUGAGGAAGAGAGUGCAGCAAUGAAACGGGAGCAUUUGCGACAGGAAGCGAGGAAACGGCAGCAGCGUCUGUCCAGUGAAGAAGAGAGUAAUGGUAGCUAUGGUGAGAUGCUUCAGGAGCGAGAACAAGAACGUCUCAAACGCAGGGAAGUCAGAACCUUGAAGAAAAAGCAGAGCAGUUUAGCCUCUCCCUCUCUACGCAAAACUGUUUCUGUGAAGACAGGUCAUUCACUUGCAGAUUUGUACCCUGGGUGUGCAGGGGAGACUACAGAAACACUUUACUCAAUUCCGGAAGAUACAACCCAUGACUCAUCUCCCUUAAGAAACAGAUCUCCCACCAGGUCUCGAAACAGUGGCAUCCAGCGUAAACUAGAUGUGAUUGAUCCCAAUAUGAGCAGACUGAGAGAACGAAUUAUAAAGCAACGAGAAAAGAUCGAGCAAGAGCAUAGACGGGAGGCACGCCGUGAUCAAAAACUGCAGAAAUUGAAUGCUUUGUUAGAAGCCAAACGCACAGGACUGAUGGAUGAUUCAACAGUUUCAGCCCACUUAGCAACAAUCUCUUCCACUUCAGCCGGAUCUUCCUUUGAUUCAGAAGUUCAAGACAGUCAUGCCAAACUUACAUCAUCAGAAGAAUCCACCACAGCUAAAGACAGCAGUGCUGAAAUGCAGCAGGCAAAGGUGACACAUGCCAGGCAUUUACCUAUAUCAUUCAAAAGACAACCUGUUGCUUCUAAGCCUGAGUAUGCAAAGGACCUUCUGGGUUUUGAGGGAUCAACAUUGCUGUGGGACAGCUCCAGCUCACAGACGGAUAUAGAUCCUAGCUGCUCAGAUGAGUUGCUUGGCGUAUUGAGGAGAGACAAGAAGCUGAGAUUUCUAUCAAAAUAUGGCAGUAAGCACAUGAAGCCUCAUCAGAUGUACUCGCCUUACCUGAGGCAGAAAGAACCUGAACUGACAGGUCACAUGGCUAUUGGAGCUAGAUGCUGUACAUCACAAGAGAGAAAAUGCUACUGCAAGACCAAAGAUGCUGGUACCAUGUAUCCUUCUCCUAGAAAUUCUGCUGCUAGCUAUCAGAUCAAACACCCUGGAGGCAGAUAUGUGUCGCAAGGUGCUCAGACCUCACCAGACAGAGUAAAAGGGGAAAGGCAGAAAUUUAAGUCACGAUCACCAUCACCGUCACAUGACCAGCAGCCUGUCAUCCAAGUACCCCUUACAACAGCAAAAAAUGGUGUUCAGGUCAUUGCAGGAAAUCAGCUAUUAUUUUCAGCCAGCAGAGAGCAAGCCACAUCUGCACAGCCAAGGGCUGGAAAGAGACCUUUUUCCUGGCAGGGGCGGAGCAUUAGUCCUGCUUUUGACAGCCGCGGUGUAGCUGCAUGCUUGUCAUCUGAGCGAGAAAGGCCUCAUAGCUCAUCACCACCUAGAACCAGAAAUAGAACUCACAGAAGUCCCUCGCUUGUGGAGCUGAGACUACAAUCAUGGACUGGUGGAGAUAACCCACAGACUCAUUACCAGAAAAUCCUCAGGACAAAGCAGCAAGCUCCAUCCCCUGCCAGAAGACCAGGGAGUACGUCACCUCAAAGAGAGAGACAAGGACAGAAGAUUGGCAGGUCAGAGGAAAUAGAAAGCUUUUCAAAGAAGGAUUUCAGUUCGGAGUUUAAGGAGAACCACUUACCUCCCAAGCACCAGCACAAAUUUUCCGGAUUAUCAGCCAUACCUGGUGGUCUGGCCUGGUUCAUCCCAGUGACAGAGAGCAGGCCAUGGCGAAUGCCUUUUAAAGAGCGGCAGGCUUAUGCAUUGCGUCAAGAGAAUUGGCCCCAAAACCUUUUGCAUGAGAAUAGGAACACCUUUGUUAAUGGAGAGUUCUUUGGGGAGAAUCUGGACUGCUAUGGUGGAAAUGCAGCUAAGUUUUAUUUGGAUAAAGCCUCAAAGAAGAUGGAAGAGGAGAUAGGACGGCAGUAUGACAUGUUUGAUCCAAAACCUCUGUGCCGCAUGUCACUUCAGGAGGCUCUUAUAUCUCGAAAACCAGAGUUUGUAUCAGCACUCCGCCAGCGCCAAAAACGCUUAUAUCUAGCUGCAGAGCAUCGCAGACUGCAAGCAUUAGUUCGUGCUGAACAGGAGAUGAUCUUUCUCAACCACCGAAAGACUGUAGCCAAUCCAGAAGCGCAUCCUUAUGGUGAAAAUCUUCAUCAGCCAAAGAAAAGAGUCUUCACCAAGCAAGAGAUGAGAGAACAGACAGAAAAAAAGUACCAGCAUCUACCAGAAGUGAAGGCAAAGGAGCUAGAAAGGAGGCGCAAUGAUGAGUACAAGCUGAACAGACUGCGGGCCAAAGUCUAUAAUAAGAGAAUCCAGAGGAAGGUUCUGGAUAAAAUGAGACUACGAACCUGUUCCUGAGAAUGUUGGGUAGAAAAGGAUUUUGUCAUCCAAUUACACAAGUUGCCUUAUGCUUCCUCCACUGUGCAUUAGGAACACUGCUGUGCCAUAAAGUGCAACUUAGUUGUCCAAAUAUCAAGUAAAACGGCAUCUCAUUGAGUAUUAAAAGAUACAAAUUAAUGCUUUUUUAAAAACAUUUGAAAGUAGUAGAGGACUCUGUCAAAAUCAUUUUUUCCUUUUUUUUAAGUGAGUGUCUCCAUACUCCUAACUGAUCGUUAAGAGCAAUUCAGACCUACCUUUGCCAAAAAAAAGUUUUCCUUAAUUAGAAUGGCAAGCUUAGUGCUAACGUGAGUUGAAUCCAAUGUAUUGCACUGGGGAGGUUCAUAUUUAUACUUUUCAUUUCUAUACCACUCUAGGGUGACAAAUCUAAGCCCUGUGCAAAAUUUUACUAUUUUGGAGAAUUCAGGGUUCUUGAAAGACUUACCAUUUAUAAAUGUAGACAGGAAGCUUAUGUCGUGAAUUCUUCAUUAAAUCCACUAUGUUCCUA
Molecule: messenger RNA, 7949 nt
Organism: Pomacea canaliculata
Lineage: Eukaryota; Metazoa; Mollusca; Gastropoda; Architaenioglossa; Ampullariidae
Exons: 18
Coding region: 107-7423 (2438 amino acids)
Biological process (GO): regulation of centriole replication
Cellular component (GO): centriole; centrosome; cytosol
Source: RefSeq, a predicted model, not a curated record